Molecule: messenger RNA, 1556 nt
Organism: Suricata suricatta (meerkat)
Lineage: Eukaryota; Metazoa; Chordata; Mammalia; Carnivora; Herpestidae
Gene: GABBR1
Product: gamma-aminobutyric acid type B receptor subunit 1
Exons: 10
Coding region: 30-1541 (503 amino acids)
Biological process (GO): gamma-aminobutyric acid signaling pathway; G protein-coupled receptor signaling pathway
Cellular component (GO): membrane; G protein-coupled receptor heterodimeric complex
Molecular function (GO): G protein-coupled GABA receptor activity
Source: RefSeq, a predicted model, not a curated record
UCCGGCGCUCACGGCCGCCCGUCACUCAGAUGCUGCUGCUGCUGCUGCCGCUGCUCUUCCUCCGUCCCCCGGGCGCGGGUGGGGCGCAGACCCCCAACGCCACCUCCGAAGGUUGCCAGAUCAUACACCCGCCCUGGGAAGGGGGGAUCAGGUACAGGGGCCUGACUCGGGACCAGGUGAAGGCGAUCAACUUCCUGCCCGUGGACUAUGAGAUCGAGUACGUGUGCCGGGGGGAGCGCGAGGUGGUGGGGCCCAAGGUCCGGAAGUGCCUGGCCAACGGCUCCUGGACAGACAUGGACACGCCCAGCCGCUGCGUCCGAAUCUGCUCCAAGUCAUACUUGGCCCUGGAAAAUGGGAAGGUUUUCCUGACGGGUGGGGACCUCCCAGCUCUGGAUGGAGCCCGGGUGGAUUUCCGGUGUGACCCUGACUUCCAUCUCGUGGGCAGCUCCCGCAGCGUCUGUAGUCAGGGCCAGUGGAGUGCUCCCAAGCCCCACUGCCAGGUGAAUCGAACGCCGCACUCAGAGCGGCGCGCGGUGUACAUCGGGGCACUGUUCCCCAUGAGCGGGGGCUGGCCGGGGGGCCAGGCCUGCCAGCCCGCGGUGGAGAUGGCGCUGGAGGACGUGAACAGCCGCAGGGACAUCCUGCCGGACUACGAGCUCAAGCUCAUCCACCACGACAGCAAGUGUGACCCCGGCCAAGCCACCAAGUACCUGUAUGAGCUGCUCUACAAUGACCCCAUCAAGAUCAUCCUCAUGCCCGGCUGCAGCUCCGUCUCCACGCUUGUGGCCGAGGCCGCCAGGAUGUGGAACCUCAUUGUGCUCUCCUAUGGCUCCAGCUCACCGGCCCUGUCCAACCGGCAGCGCUUUCCUACGUUCUUUCGAACUCAUCCGUCGGCCACACUCCAUAAUCCCACCCGCGUGAAGCUCUUUGAAAAGUGGGGCUGGAGGAAGAUAGCCACCAUCCAGCAGACCACUGAGGUCUUCACCUCGACUCUGGACGACCUAGAGGAGCGAGUGAAGGAGGCGGGGAUCGAGAUUACGUUCCGCCAGAGCUUCUUCUCAGAUCCAGCUGUGCCUGUCAAAAACCUCAAGCGGCAGGACGCCCGGAUCAUCGUGGGACUGUUCUAUGAGACCGAAGCCCGGAAAGUGUUUUGUGAGGUGUACAAGGAGCGGCUUUUCGGGAAGAAGUACGUCUGGUUCCUCAUUGGCUGGUACGCUGACAACUGGUUCAAGAUCUAUGACCCGUCCAUCAACUGCACAGUGGACGAGAUGACGGAGGCCGUGGAAGGCCACAUCACCACGGAGAUCGUCAUGCUGAACCCGGCCAACACCCGCAGCAUCUCCAACAUGGUGAGAGGGGGACUCGGAAGCCAGCACCCCGGGCAGGGGGAGGACCCACAGCGCUUGGCAGGGCAGGGGAGUGGGAAGGAGGGAGAGAUGGGAGGGGCAAGUUCACUCGGCCCCUGUGAGUGGAAGGGCUGUUACCAUGGCAAUGAGGAGCGGUUGGCAAGCAGUCAACUGAAGGCGAGGCGUUCAUGGUAAUACGGAGGCUGUGUG